Knipowitschia caucasica is the source of this 453-nucleotide messenger RNA. The record is from the annotation of a GenBank genome assembly. Lineage: Eukaryota; Metazoa; Chordata; Actinopteri; Gobiiformes; Gobiidae.
AUGGCUGCGGAACGGCUUUUCCACUCUGGGCACAGAUGGUGGAGCCACGUGAGACUAUACAGGGACCGUCCAGGCUUUGUGCCAACCACCCCUCCUUACCCCUCCCUGCCUCCGCCCCCUCCUGAGCGGGCUGCAGCACAUCGGGAACCUGCAGCACGGAUGAUGGGCGCGGGCGAAGUGAAUGUGAAGAGGAAGAUCAUGGCACAGUGGCGUGUGGGAGCAGAGGGGGACGGUAGGGAGGCAGCGAUCCUCAAGAGGAGGUACAGGUACACACCCCUCGUGAUCACACUGGACACGGUGCAGACCUUCUCUGUCGCUCUGGGGCAGAAGCAGCGCACACACAGAAACCCUGAUACUGUGGGGAUGAAUUUUCUUGUAAGCCAGUGCAGCAGGGGUCAGUUUUACAGAGUGGCCGGCAAGUGCGUCAUGCCACGUGGAAAAGACACGCCCUGA